GUUACAAAAAAAAAAAAAAAAGAAGUUUAUUAGAAGAUUCUAUAUGGAAUCACGGUUUCACUAUAUUAUUAGAGUCUGAGCUAAAUAAGGCUCCACACAGGAAAGAAAAUUGUAGGGAUUCACCAAUCAGUUCUUGGAUACACAUACCCUGAAAAAAAAAUUAAAGUAGAAACAAGAAACUGGGGACAGUAUUUGUAUCUUUUUUAAUAAUUUUCUUGUAUUACAUCACUUGGAAUAAAUUGGUCUGGCAUGAAGAAAACAAAAUAGAAUCGGAUUAAUUACAAGUUCCAAUUUGAUAUAAAUUUAUAUUUUUUGGGAAUUGGUUGGAAUGGGAUCUUCCUCUUCUAAAACAAAAAGGACGAAGAUUGGAUUUUCUCCUCCAAGGAAAAUGGAGAAGGAAAAGUGAGUUAUUUUCCAUUACUUCAAGCCAGGAAGAGGAACCUAAUGCUUUUCAACUUAUUUUGAACUCUGGUUCGCUUUGCUCUAAAGCCAAUUAACUUGCUCUACUUCCUAGCAAGAACCAGUAAAGUUUAAAGGAGAUGUUAAUUAAAGGAAAUGUACCAAAUACAAUAUCUGAGGGUUUCGAUUCCUUGCGCAAAAAUGGAACUUACCCAAAACUAUCUAAACCAGCCAUCACCUCUUUCGUUUUCUAUCUACGCUGCAAGAAAAAUAAAAUGGUUGAGGCUAUUGUUUCCUUUGCCAUUGAAAGAAUUGCAGAUACACUUGAUCGCGAAGCAAGUUGAGCAAUUGCAAAUCGAAAUGAAGCCGAUCCAAUGCUUCUUCAAAGAUGCAGACAACAGGCAAGAUCCAGACGAGCGGGUUCGCAAUUUGGCAUCCGAAAUAAGAGACGUCGCAUAUGAGUCUGAGGAUGUGAUUGAUACCUUUCUUCUUCUCCCAGCUAGAACAGGCACAAGAGAAAGUGUAUCCAGAUUCAUCAACAGGCUUGCUUUCAUCUUCACCGAAGUUAAUUAUCUACAUGAAAUUGGAACCCGGAUCAAAUCCAUUCAAGCUAAGAUUGGGAGUAUCUCUGCAAGUGUGCAGACUUAUGGCAUCCGAGGUCGUCCAGUUUCCUUGCAUAAAGAGGCAAGAGGAGAAAGUUCAUUUCCAAAACUGGAACCUCUUUCUCACUGUCAACAUUUAACAAACCUGGAGUUACAUGGAGAGAUAUAAGAAGGCUAGGAAUUUCUACCAACAAGUCUUGCCAAGUUAAUUUUGAAGAAUUUUAAGUUCAAGAAAGAUCCAAUGUGUGUUUUAGAGAAGCUGCUUCAUCUAAGAUUUUUAUACUUGCUCUCUGGAUCAUACGUUGGAUAAAAAUGGUUUGCUCUGAGAACGGGUUUCCACAACUUAAUACUCUUAGACUCGAAUCUUUAGAGAUAGUUGGGAAAUAAAAGAAAGUGCAAUGCCAUGUCUGAAGCAUUUAUAUUUACAUGGGCUGUCGAAAUUGAAGAUGGUUCCAAAAGGGAUUGCAUUUGUAACUUCCCUCCAAGAAUUGAAAGCCAGUUACAUGACAGAAGAAUUUACAUUUAGAAGUCGAUUCAUAAUCUUCAAGCGACAUACACCCUCUAUUUCAGUAUCUGCGGGAAAGGUAUAAGUUAAAGCAAGGUAAUAACGCCUUCUUCUUUUAGCAAGAAUUACCAUUUGUCUAGAUUGGAUCUAUGAGUCCCCUUAUGAAUUAUUGUAAUAGUUUAAGAAUUUCUUUAUUCUACCACUGAUGUUUUUGUAUUCUGUAAAAUUCUUCUUCCUUUAUGAAUAGCCAUUCUUUUUUUUA
Jatropha curcas is the source of this 1768-nucleotide messenger RNA. The record is from RefSeq and is a predicted model, not a curated record. Lineage: Eukaryota; Viridiplantae; Streptophyta; Magnoliopsida; Malpighiales; Euphorbiaceae.